AUGUUCGAUCGUCCAUUGAAUACCAAGUUUAAGCCAACAGGUGGCGCCACAAAUGCUGGCAAUGCGCCACCGCGUCGCAACUCCAUGCAGAAUCCACCACGUGGUAGCGUCAGUGUGAGCAAUACUAACAGCAACAAUAGCCACACCAACAACAGCAACAACAGUCACGGUAGCAGCAACAUUCAACGCACCACCAGCGAAAGUUUGCGUUUGAAUGCGUUGAGUCGUGGUGCUGCAGCCGCAGCAGCAACACUUGCUGAUCUAUCGCGUGCGAGCAGCAACAGCAGCAGCAUUGCUGCUGCAACAACCACAACAACAUCGAGCGCAUCGCUGGCGCCCAAAUCAACCAGCAGUAGCAGCAGCAAUAAUCAAUCGGCCACAGCAACAGGAGCAACAACAACGGCAACAGCAACUGGCAGCAGCAGCAACAAUAGCAGCAACAACAGCAGCAACAAUAGCAAAGCCAGUUCGCCCAACAACAAUGGUGGUGGCACAGCAGCUGCAACUGUUGCACCACGCAACAGCCAGCAACAGUGGCAACAACAGCUGCAACAGCAGCAACAACAACAGCCGCACCAUCAUCAUCAUCACCACCAUCAUCAUCAUCAUCACCAGCAGCAGCAACAGCAGCCACACAUCAGCCACAGCCAGGGACAUCAGCCGACAACAGCAACAGUUGGUGGCAGCACUGCUGGUGUUGCUGCCACCGCCGCCGCCAGCAACAAUCAGCGCAAACCAAAGACGACAUCCUCAUUUCAAAUCACGUCCGUUACGGUUGGACAUGCCAAAUUGAAUGCAGCCGGUGGCGAUACGGGCGAUGAGUCCGCCGAUGAUCUAGAUGAAUCUCAUACGGAUGACAAUAGUCGGAUCACCGAUCUCGAGAACGAGACACCCUCGAUGUCCGAGGACACAUUCUCCAAGGAGGAGGUAUUCUUUGCCAACAAUGCGUUAAGCACAACGGCACCCGUCAUCCCAACCAGUUCACAAUAUGGUCUCGUCGUCGUCGAUCCCACAGCGCCCUCUUCUCUCGGCGGCCAGACCAUCCAGAAUGUUCAGGUGAACGUGGCGGAUAAUAUAAUCAAUGUGGUUAGUACUGGUGGUGGUGGUGUUGUCACACCCGGUGGCACCAAGAAGAAGCACGAGGAUAUGAAGGAGACUCAGCAUCGCAGUGAACGUUUCAAGGUCGUCAAAAUUGAGUCGACAGAGCCGUUUAAGCGUGGUCGUUGGAUCUGCAUGGAUUAUCUGGAUCACUCCAGUGUCGGCGGAGCUGGUGGUGGUGGUGCUGGCGGGGGUAGUGCUGGUGCUGGUGGUGGCGGUGCCGGCAAUAACAAUGAAAAGACUGGCAACUCGGAGGCAUCGCCAAGCGGCGGCACGGCCGACGGGUUUGAGGGGGCAGCAGGCAUGGGAGCAGCAGGAGUCGGUGGUGGUGGUGCACCGAAGACAACGCAGAGCAUGAUACUGCCGCCGACAAUGUUGCAUCAUGAGCCGCCUGCCGCCGCAUCGGACGCCAAUUGGAAUUUUGCUGAGCAGCAGCAGCAGCAUGCUGCACAGCUGCAACAGUCGCUGCUGCAACAGCAACAGCAAUCGCUGCAGCAGCAACAACAUCCACAAUUGCAUCCAGCUGUGUCAGCACUUGCCACGCCCAGUGGCGUAAUGACAGCACCUGCCACAGUCGUACAUGGCAUGCAACAAUUUGUGAACGAGGCACAACAGCAACAACAACAGCAGCAACAGCAACUCUUUGAUAGUGUUAAUGCCAAUGCUGGUGGUGCCACGCCUAAUGCCACAAAUGAGGGCACGCCCCAUGGUCAGACCUUACCCAUGGAUUAUGCAACGGCUGCCGCACAACAGUUGCAACAAUCGCUGCAACAGCUGAAGCAACAGGAGCAAGCAGCAGCAGUUGCUGCUAUGGAUGUUGCUGGCUACAACAACAGCAGCAACAACAACAACAGCAGCAGCACGACUGCAGCAACAGUUGCUGGUGAGCUGACUGUCAUGAGCGGCAGCUACAUCGAACAACAGCAGCAACAACAACAGCAGCAGCAACCAUUGUCGCCGGCACAACAACAAACGCCGCCAACAUUUGCAGCUGUUGCUGCCGGGCAACAGCUACCGCCGCCGUCGUCGUCAAACUUCCAGCUGGAGCCAUCGCAAAUCGAUGGUAUCGUGGCAACAGUUGCUGCCGCAGCAGCAGCACCGACUUCAACAACUUCCACUAGCACGCCAGCAACAAUUGGUGUUGCGACCCAAGGGCAAACGUUGCCAUUGCUGCACAUGAGCAGCUAUGAGCCGCCAGCAACAGUUGUUGCUACGUCCGCAGCAGGAGCAGCAACAGUUAUGCAAAGCGCACCAGCAACCAUUGCUGAUGUGCAGCAAUUGGUUGUUGCCGGCGUGCUCGAUGAGCUGCAAUCGCAAGCAGCAGCAGCUGCAACAUCAGCAACAGCAACGUCAACAAGUAACGCGAGUGUUAGUGCCAACAAUAACAGUAACAACAACAACAACAAUGUGAAUGUGAAUGUGAAUUUAACGAAUGCAAUUGCAACUGGAACAGCAGUGGAUGCAACGACAACAUCGCUCAGCUUAAGCGAUGAACAACAGCAACAACAAUCGACAGCAGCAGCAACAGCAGCUGGAGCAACAACAACUGCUACAGCUGCAACUAAUUCUGCUACGGCAACAACAACACCUGCAGCAGCAGCAACAACAUCGACAACCACACAGCAACAGAUACAACAGCUACAGCAGCAACCAAAUGCAGAAUCCGAGACUGAAAGCUUUAGCCACGCCCCAAGUAAUAACGGUAGUCGCAAGCGUGCUUUUAGCAACCCACACAUACCCUACUCCAGCACCACCACCACUUGCAACACCACCCCGCCGUCGUCGUCGUUGUCGGGGCUGCGUUUGCAGCCGCAUCAUUAUUACUACUACGAUCAAUCGCAUUCCGGCCGGAGUAGUUUCUGCGUGGAUGCCUCACUUUGGCCCGCUGCUGUCAGCGAGGGGCAGCUCUACACGACGACGGGUGCCGACGAGGAUCCCGAGGAGGCAAUCGACCAGUUCUCGCCAACGCUCUACACUCGCCUCGGCUCGAGUCGUGCCAUCAACAUACCCAGCAGCAGCAGCAGCAGCAACAUAAGCAGCAGUGCCGGCAACAGUCCACAGCAUCAUCCGAUGCAUCCGCAUCUGCAUCAUCAUCCGCAUCAUCAGCUGCUGCACCAGCGGCAGCAGCAUGCGCAACGUUCCCUCAGCAUCGGCUCAGCUGCAACUGCAACUGCAACUGCGGCAGCAACUGCAGCAGCAACAGCAGCAGCAGUGGCAGCUUUUAGUGCGAGUCCCACGGGAUUUGUGCAUGGCUAUUCAUCGUUUUAUGCCAGUUCACCGGAUGCUUUGGCGGAGAUGGGUGCAGCUGGUGGCUUUCAACGGUUGCAAGUGCCAAGAGAGGUUGCAACAGCAGCAGCAGCAGCAACAGCAGCAGCAACUGCCGCAAGACGUCCACGUUCGCCGCUGGAUGGCGCCACUGUGUUGGCCGUCAACAGUGCAUCUGGAACGAGUGCAGUUGCGAUUGACAACAAAAUCGAACAGGCAAUGGAUCUGGUGAAAUCGCAUCUGAUGAUAGCGGUGCGCGAGGAGGUGGAAGUGCUCAAGGAGCGCAUCUCCGAGCUGAUGGACAAGAUCUCCAAUCUGGAGCUGGAGAAUAACAUACUCAAAUCUAACAUUGCCCCAGAGACGCUGCAACAGUUGCAGAUGCAGCUACAGAUCACAGGCAGCCAGCAGCCAGCUGCGGUUGCAGCGCCGCCAGCAACGCCAGCUAUACAAGCGGCGCCAGCGUCAACAGUGGCCGUUACCAGUCCAGCGUCGUCGGCGUCAGCGCCAACAGAGAAUGGCACUGACAACAACGGCACCGGCGUCGACGCAACAGUUACAGCAACAGCGGCAGCUUCUGCAAUCGAAGCAGCAGCGCAGCCAGCAGCAGCCGUCGCAGCCGUCAGCACAAAUGGGCCAAUGUCCUAAGCUGUGUGUCUGUUAGUAUUUGUUAGUUUGUUUUAAUUGUAAUUUUACAAAAAAAUGUGAGCCCUUUUAAAUCGGGGUUGGAUUGGAAUGUCGUAAUUUUGUUUGUUGCAGCUGCAACAGCAGAUAUUUAACAGACAGAGCCAAAAGCAGAGUUAGCAGAGUGCAGCUAACAGUAGCAGAGCAGCAGCAGAAACAGCAACAGAAGCAGCAAACAGCGCAGCAACCUUAACAUUAACAUAACCAAGCAAGCAAAAAAGUAUUACAAAUGUGUGUGGGGAAGACAGAGAAUGAGUUGUGCUGUGCUCAGCUUUGCUCUGUUAAGGUUGCGCUAUGUUAGCUGCUGUGCGACUGUUAUUAGCUGCAGCCGCCAUUUUGUUAAUUUCUCGAUUGUGAUAUUUGUUUAACACCACACAUACCUUCACACACAUAUACACACAUACACAUACAAACACAUUUGCACCCACAGUUAGUUGGAUUGCGUGUAACAGUAACUCGCUGCAGCCGGCAGUAGCUGUUAACGAGCAGAGAGUUUUCUUUUAAUAGAGCGCUGCUGCGCCAAAUUUAACAUUCAGGUUCAGUUUAAUUUUGAAUUGUCAAAAAAAAAAACGCUCUUAUUUUAUUUUGUUUGAAUUUGUUUUAUGUUAUUAUUCAAAUCAAAUAUAUAAAAAUGCAAAUAUAAAAAGAAACCUAAAAGUUUGCCUCAAAAAAUACUUAAAUAUUGUAAAAAGUAGAAUUUGAGCAUGCGAAAAAGAGAGAAGAAAAAUAAAGGAGAGAAAGGAAAGAGAGAAGAAA
Messenger RNA from Drosophila grimshawi, 4800 nucleotides. RefSeq names its product protein bunched, class 2/F/G isoform (gene bun). Gene Ontology annotation, biological process: regulation of transcription by RNA polymerase II. The transcript has 5 exons. NCBI's taxonomy places the organism in Eukaryota, Metazoa, Arthropoda, Insecta, Diptera, Drosophilidae. The coding region runs from base 1 to 4008 and encodes 1335 amino acids. The record is from RefSeq and is a predicted model, not a curated record.